Messenger RNA from Musa acuminata AAA Group (dessert banana), 1598 nucleotides. Its product is annotated as RING-H2 finger protein ATL43-like. The transcript has a single exon. Lineage: Eukaryota; Viridiplantae; Streptophyta; Magnoliopsida; Zingiberales; Musaceae. The coding region runs from base 46 to 1251 and encodes 401 amino acids. The record is from RefSeq and is a predicted model, not a curated record.
UAUAACUCCAUCCGUCCUCGCCUCCCCUCGAAGCCGAGGGAGAUCAUGACGCUCCACCACCGCCAAUUGGCACUCGUCUCCCACCUACAACCUCGUCUCCUCCUCGAGGCACCGGGUGAUGACGCCGGCGACGCCCCUAGCCCCUGGCCCUCUGCCCGGCCUUCCUCCUUCGCUGUCCCGCUCCGUCCUGGCAUCGCUAUCAUCGUCGGAGUCCUUACUAUCAUCUUUUGCCUUACCUUCCUCCUCCUCCUCUACGCCCGGCAUUGCAAGCACAGCACCGCCUCCUAUGGCUGGGGCCGCAGCGCCACCGGGGGGCCCCUGACCUCCGCAUCUGAGAGGCGGCAUUCCGGGGUGGAUCACGCGGUGGUGGAGUCGCUCCCAGUCUUCCGGUUCGGAUCGCUGCAGGGGCAGAAGGAGGGCCUGGAGUGCGCGGUGUGCUUGAGCCGGUUCGAGCCCGCAGAGGUGCUCCGUUUGCUGCCCAAGUGCCGCCACAGCUUCCACGUCGAGUGCGUCGACACAUGGCUCGACGCCCACUCCACCUGCCCGCUCUGCCGCGUCCGCGUGGACCCAGAGGACGUCCUCCUAUUUCCUCUACAGGAACCGGAGCCGCACGGCGGCGGGGAGAAAGCCGAGGUCAAGGGGCGCGGUGAUGCGACCGCCACGGCCGUGCCGAACCCAUUCGAGCGCAGGAUCUCCAGGCGGCACUCCUCGGCCGGGGAGAGGACGAGCGAGCCGCUCGAGAUCGUGGUGCACCCAGCCGAACCGAGACGGAGGCGCUCGGUGGAUUGCCCCGGCUGCGCCACCGCCGCCCAUGCCCCGACGGUUCGGAAGGACGCGCUCCUCCUGGCGGAGGCCGCGGAGGACAGCGAGGCAUUAGAGCGGCGGCACAGCCAUCGCAUCGUGGUUUUGGACGCCGACGUGCGCGUGGACCGAUGGAGCGACCUCCGACCGACGGAAAUGCUUUUCCUGCGGAGGGAGAUGAUCAUCACGGAGAGCGGACGGUUCUCAGCGUCCAAGGCGGUUCGCGCCCUGUCGUCUCCUGCCGCCGUUGUCGACGAGGAGUUAGACGCCUCCAGAAGCGCGUCGGGGAUCGCGGGGGUGGGCCGGGUGCCCAGCUGCGGGGCGACCGGCGGGGCGAGGCGGUUGGCGGAGGAGGAGCGGACGCUGAGACGGUGGCUGGGCUUCGCGGCCAUGCGGACGGCGGUGCGGUGGCUGUGGAAGCGGGAGAGCGGGAACCGCCUCGAAACCUAAAUCAACGAUGGCACUCUUGGAUAUACCCUUAUUUACGGACGGAUGCCACGGACAUUCCCGUUAAGUGGGUGGCCCGCGAAGCACCAGAUAGAGAGUGGGGCGCAGAGAUGCGGUGUCACGUGAGCCAUGGGUGGCGACGAGGUCAUUGUAACUCGAGUCACGGGACUCGCAUGUAUGCUGGGUGGAGUACGGGAGCGUCUCGAGUCCUCGUGAUGGCGGACGGGGCGUUUCGGACGGCGGUGAUACGUCGCUCGGAGGGAACGAGAUCGGACGGCCAAGGAUAUGGCUACGUGGGGUUUUGUCCACCUUGCUGUGGUAGUUAGAUGUGAGGGGGUGGUGGAACAACA